Molecule: messenger RNA, 531 nt
Organism: Suillus paluster
Lineage: Eukaryota; Fungi; Basidiomycota; Agaricomycetes; Boletales; Suillaceae
Exons: 5
Coding region: 1-531 (176 amino acids)
Source: RefSeq, a predicted model, not a curated record
AUGAAGGUUUUUCCCAUGAUGAUCAAGGAACAGACCUUCAGUUUGUCCGAGCUGGUAACUGUUGUGGAACUUUUGCGUGAUCAACUAGUUCUUACACAUGCCCAUGCUGAGGCUGGCACUGAUCUUCCUAACCAACUGGAAGAAGCGCUAGCAACUCAGAUUUCCCAGGCAGGUUUGUCUAUCUCCUCUAGCAACAGCCCUGGAGACUAUCCUGAAGGAGACAAGACUCAGAGUGUCUCAGAAACAAGCUCCUUGUCCAGUGUGACUACAGCUGCGAAUACUGCACCACCUUCCAUCACUAUUACUGCUGCAGCUGGUGCUGCACCUCAUGGGAGUACUUCUGCUUCAGUCCACUGGUAUGUUGUUACUUUUGGAUGCGAGACAGGUGUAUUUCAAGGCUGGCAUAAUGUGCAUUCACAUGUGGUAGGCGUUCCUGGAGCCUGUUUCGGACAGUACUCCUCUCGUGCUGUUGCAGAUGAGGCAUAUGCCCAGGAAUUGCAAGAUGGCACUGUGCAUGAGUUGCCACUCUGA